AUGCUGCCACCAGUCCCCAAGCCGGAGGACUAUGGUGUCUCACCACAGACCGGUUUCCUACCCUCAACGCUACCCCUCCAAUGCCUGCCCCACCCUGUCUACGAUCGAUGGGAAAGAAUAAUCAACAACUUCCAGUCACUGUUACUUUCUAAGAGACUACGAACCGUGGUCGACAAGCUCCCAAUCAUCCCCGCUGUUCACCUCGAGACCGAGCCUGAAUGGCGGAGGGCAUAUUCCAUCCUCGGCUUCCUUGCGAAUGGCUACAUCUGGGGCGGCGACAAGCCUGCAGAGCGUCUCCCUCCUGCCAUCACCUAUCCCUUCUUGCAAGUCUGCGAGCACUUGGAACUUCCACCGGUCCCGACAUACGCCGGAUUAGUCCUCUGGAACUACAAACCCAUCUUCCUCCGAGAUGCUCUGAUACUUGACAACCUCUCCACACUCACAACAUUCACUGGCUCAACAGACGAACAAUGGUUUUACCUCGUGAGUGCUGCCAUGGAGGCAAAGGGCGGCCCAUCGAUACCAAUCAUGUUGAAGGCCAUCGAAGCCGCAAGAGAUAACGACCCAGACACCGUCACAGCGUGCUUGCAAGCAUUCGCUCAGACGAUAGAUGAGAUUGGAACUCUGCUGUUGAGGAUGUACGAGAAUUGCGACCCACACGUCUUCUACCACCGCAUUCGGCCGUUUCUCGCCGGCAGCAAGAACAUGACGGACGCAGGAUUGCCUCGGGGCGUGCUAUAUGAUGACGGCACCAAAAAUGCUCGGUACAGACAGUACGGUGGUGGGUCGAAUGCGCAGAGCAGCAUGAUUCAAUUCUUUGACGUGGUUCUCGGUAUCGAGCACCGACCUACAGGCGCCAAGAUGAACGAGAGCUCAGAGUCGGAAGCAGAACCAGGUGUGGCCCCGAAGCCAAGGCACAACUUCAUCCACGAGAUGCGGCAGUAUAUGCCUGGUCCUCAUCGACGAUUCCUACAGGCGGUGGAGAACGUGGCCAACAUUCGCGAAUUUGUGGAGCUGAACCGAUCAAAUCGAACCUUAUGUGUGGCGUACGAUGCUUGUUUGGCCAUGCUGAGAUCACUGCGUGAUAAGCACAUCCAGAUGGUUUCAAGGUACAUUAUCGUUAAGAGCCGAGAAUCACGGAGCAAGAGUCGAAGCAGAGCCGACCAUGAGGACGUGAGCUCGACGACUGGGCGUGGGUUGGCAUCCAUCCGGUACAAGACAGGCGCAGGCGAGAAGCCAAGGACGAAGCGAGGCACCGGCGGCACAGCUCUUAUCCCUUUCCUAAAGCAAGCCAGAGAUGAGACCGGAGAGCCAGCUAUUGACGACUGGGCCAGAACUCUGCUCAUGGGCGGAAGAAGGACAGAAGCUGACACCGAGAUCGCGUAUCAAAGCAGAUUGACAGCCCAGGAGCUCGAUGCCGAGGAACCUGCCAUUGUUGGCUUGGCCGGCUCGUGGGAUAUGGAGGAUGCGGGCGGCGGCCUGUGUGCAUAUUGA
Molecule: messenger RNA, 1494 nt
Organism: Cyphellophora europaea CBS 101466
Lineage: Eukaryota; Fungi; Ascomycota; Eurotiomycetes; Chaetothyriales; Cyphellophoraceae
Exons: 2
Coding region: 1-1494 (497 amino acids)
Biological process (GO): 'de novo' NAD+ biosynthetic process from L-tryptophan
Cellular component (GO): cytoplasm
Molecular function (GO): indoleamine 2,3-dioxygenase activity; heme binding; metal ion binding
Source: RefSeq, a predicted model, not a curated record